AUGCUCUGUCCCUCUGUCUCUCUGUCUCUCUCUCGCUUGAUGCUCUGUCUGUCUGUCUGUCUGUCUGUCUGUCUGUCUGUCUCUCUUUCUCUUUCUCUUUCUCUUUCUCUCUCUCUCUCUCUCUCUCUCUCACUCGCUGUCUCUCUCUACAUUGACGUGCAUGCCGCCGUGCGUGGACUACGUCGCGAUAUCAAGAACAACAAUGUUGAGCGCGUCGAGCUCGUGCUGCGACGCUACCCGCAACUUCGCGAGCAGUGCAUUGAAGGUGUUUGGCCCGGCAUUUUCAAUCACCUCGGUUAUCUGGUGCCCUCGCAUCGCCUGACGCCUCUCCAGUAUGCCGCAUCCCUGGAAGAUCACAGUGAGAUGGUUCGACAACUCCUGCAGCUCCAAUGUAAUGUCAACUUUAAGGGCUGGAUUCAGGCAACGCCCUUGCACCUGGCAGCGCGAUGGUCGCGUGUCGCGACGAUUGACAUGCUGCUCAAGUACGGUGCCAACCCGGCCGAGACGGACAUUCUCGGUCGCACCUGUGACCAGCUCGCGCGUGCCAAUAUCAGCGAAUGGCUGCGGAAGCGCAUCGAACGUCAUCGCCAAGAAACUGAAAACACAGACGAACAUUGGCUCAUGAUUGAGCGAGAGCCACCCACCUCGGGUUCAGACCAUCUGUCAGACAUUAACAACGCCAAUGACGCACCCAUCCCCUCCAAAGACCCGGGUCUGGUGGUGCCUCAUGACCGCAUUCACCACAAGCGCACACAAUCCCAUUUGACUGGUCUACUAACCCAUGAUUCUGCCGAGCCGCUGUCGGAGCGCGACGCGCAGUCCAUGCCAUCGUCUCCAGCCCAUCGCUCUUGGCGCGAGUCAACCAGCGGCAUGCUGAGUGAAGGGCUUCGGCACCUGCUGCGCCGGUCGCCCACAUCCGUUUCCAUGUCCGAUUCCAUGCUGGAGGGCUUGACCACCUUCUCCUUGAUCGAACGGAAUGAAUUGCUUGACCUCCAUCUCAUUGGACGCGGGAGCUUUGGGGCCGUGUAUCGGGCGACGUGGCAGGGCCACGACGUGGCUGUCAAGCAGCUUGUGCGCAGCUCGUUGCAGUGCACCGACGCCGACUCAGCCCCAGAAUUCGACGCCGAGCUCAAGGUUUUGAGCGAGCUGCGACACCCCAACAUUGUCCAGCUCUUUGGCGUGAGCCACACCUAUGACGAGUCGGGCAAGUAUGCCGUGUGGCUAUGCAUGGAAUACGCUACGCAUGGCUCCCUAUACAAUCUUCUCUACACAUCUGAGGACAUCUAUGACUUGCGGAUUGCUCUUCAGUGGGCGCAGGGAAUCGCAGACGGGAUGGAAUACUUGCAUGCCCACGGGCUCAUCCACUACGAUCUGAAAUCCCCCAAUGUCCUGCUGUCUCUCGAGCCCAGCCUGAUGGGCCGGUCCUUGUCAGCGAGCAUGUCCGAGGUGGAACCCGGCGAGCACGAUGACUUCAGCCUCGACGCCUUGGUUCCAAAAAUUUGCGAUUUUGGCAGCGCGCUCCGCCACGAUGCUUGUCAGACGGCACGAGGAUUUGGGACGUUUCUGUGGAUGGCACCGGAAUGUAUGCAAAACAAGGAGCCACCUAGUUUUCCAGCGGAUGUGUACAGCUUUGCCAUGAUUUUGUAUGAGCUUUUUGGUCGCAGGCGACCAUUUGCGGGCAUGGAGUUGCCGGCUGUCAUUGUGACGGUGGCCUUGCGCCACGAGCGCCCUGAGCUUGAUGGUAUCCAUCCGUGGAUUGCUGAAGUGAUUAGUGAAUGCUGGCAGCCACAGGCCUCAGAGCGCUGGACGUUUGGGCGUGUGAGCAAGCAUCUGCGAGCCAUGGCGUUUUCCGAUGAGGACAACGCGUCUUUGUAUCCUCCGUUUAUGGGCAUGGGGGCUGGGGGCCAGGAAAUCCCGACGGUCGAGAGCGCGGCGUCUACUUUGAUCCCCGAGGAAGCCACUGCAUAGUCAGCUCUGAGCCUGCCACAUACUGGGCAGGUUGGCUGCUGUUGGGGAGGAAUGGCGCUGAGCGUCUAUUCAAUGGCCAUAUUUUAUCAACCGCGCUUGUUCACUGGUAGAAGAAGCAGUCCACUUUUAUAGUUUUGUUAUUUGGAUGUAUUUGGUGUCUUUGUAUGUUUAGGUGUGCAUCCCCUUUUUUGGCCCCACCCAUCCUUGUUAGCUUGGGCGGCUGGACCAAAGGCACACGGGCGAAGAAAGAGGUGCGAGCAUGUGGCAUAUGAGAUGAGGUGUUGCUGAGGUCCAGGUGAUAUGAAUCGAAAUUGUGAAAUUGAAAA
Molecule: messenger RNA, 2294 nt
Organism: Monosiga brevicollis MX1
Lineage: Eukaryota; Choanoflagellata; Craspedida; Salpingoecidae
Exons: 14
Coding region: 1-1968 (655 amino acids)
Biological process (GO): protein phosphorylation
Molecular function (GO): protein kinase activity; protein binding; ATP binding
Source: RefSeq, a predicted model, not a curated record